This is a messenger RNA of Funneliformis geosporum, 960 nucleotides long. NCBI's taxonomy places the organism in Eukaryota, Fungi, Glomeromycota, Glomeromycetes, Glomerales, Glomeraceae. The record is from the annotation of a GenBank genome assembly.
AUUUUAAAUUGAAUCGAUAUUUUGUUGAAGAUGAUGAUCGGACCGAUGAACUCGAUAAUCAAUUUAAAGCUGAAUUAAUGGAUCCUUUUCUUACUAGUAUUACGCAUGAAAUAUUUAAACUUACAAUCAAACAAGCAUCGACGAUAAAUGACUUGGAUGUUGGUUAUGUGGGAAAUAAUCUUUAUCCAUUAUAUCAUUUCAUAGGAACCAAUCUUGUUUUUAAAAAUAUUACUGUUUUAUAUUGUGAACCAAGAAUCGAUCCGUUCUUUUUCCAUGAAUUGGCUCGAAUUUGCUUUCUAUUACAAAGCAUAUACAUUAGAAAUUGUCGAUUUGAUAACUUUGGAUUGGCUAAAUUGAUUACAGUUCAAAAAAAUCUAAAAUACAUUGCUUGUAUAGUUGAUGAUGAUGACGAAAUUACUAUGGAUCUACCACACUCGGCAAUCGGAAAAGCUUUGAUUGAUCAAGCAAAUUCAAUCAAACAUCUCAAAAUGUCUUAUAAAUUUGAAUUCUUUUUACCCUUGCAUAUUCUUUCGAAGUUGAAUCAUCUUCAAUCGUUAGAAUUAUACAAUUAUAACGAUUCUUAUCGUAAAUUUCACUCAUUACCAAUAUUUUCACUUUUUAAUCUUGAAAGGCAGUUAGAAUUAGCAUCAUUUCCUCAACUUGAAGUUCUGAAAAUAGGAAAGGUUAAACUUCAAUCAGCAAUAAAAUUAAUUGAAAAAACUGAAGGGAACCUUUCGGAGAUUCUACUUGGGUGUACAGUAUAUGACGAAAAAUAUUCCGGAAGUUUUCUUCGUACAAUAUACAAAUAUUGUCCAAAUAUUCAAGUUUUAUCUUUGGGAAUCAACAAUGUUAUUGACUUUAAGGAGCUUGUAACAUUACUAAGAAAUUGCAAACAAAUCCGAAAAAUUAUUGUCGAUAGAUCAAAAGAAUCAGGACGUGAACAUACUGUACUAUUAUUAG